ACAUUCCAAAUUUCUUAGCUGGUUACGUGAGGCGUUGACGAAUUGUUUAUUAGCAAGUGGAAGUUAAGCGAUAAGUUUUAGGGGAUGGAGUUGGUGUUUCUUUUUCCGUUGAAUUCUUGGUAGGGAAGUAGGGUUUGGUAGUAUCUUAUAAGCCCGAGUUUGGCCUGGUUUGGUGAUGCCGGCCCCUCCUCGUCUUCCAUUGCCCGCAAGCGUUUUUUGUUUUCAUUUAAUUUGUCUUCUUGUAUUCAAUUUCUAUUUGUCGACUGGAAACCUGCAGCAAUCGACUCUCCUUGUUACUGGCGCCGUCACUGCAAUUCAUUCAUUGAGACGGCAGAACUUUGGACGAAAUCUUCGCGCUCAUUUUCUUUGAGUUAUUCAGACUUGAGAAUGAAAGCCAUGGCUGUCUAUUAAGAAGCGAAAGUUGCACUUGAUGUGUUUAUAAAUCAGAAAGAGAAUGAGUAUGAAGAGGAGGCAGUGGCAGCAGAAGCAGAAACAGGUAGCACCCAUGGGGAUGAGAGCGUGGUACAUGAGGCCUGUUAUGUCAGAGACCUUGGCUCCAUUAAUGGAGGGUCUGAGCGAAUAUGCAUACGAUGAAGAAACCCAGCAUAAGAAAGAAAAGUCCUGGAAUUUAGUGAGAGCGUGGAUGAGAGAACAGCUUGAAAGAUGCACAUUGCAGCCAUUGCUGGGCUACAAGCGUUCUGAUCUCAGGCUCUUGUUGGGUGUUCUGGGCUGUCCUCUGGCUCCCGUUCCCCUCUCUAAUGCUCCUCUUCCCCAGCUCUCCACCAAAGACAUGUGCAUAGAAGCGUCCUCUGCGCAGUACAUUGUACAUCAGUACAUUGCUGCAACUGGGUGCGCCAAGCUUCAGAAUGCGAUCAAAAGCUCGUACACGAUGGGGAGGGUGAAAAUGUUGGCGACGGAGUGCGAAAGUGAGAGCAAAAUAAUGAAAAACUCAUCGAAAGGCACACAGACGGGGUGUUUCGUGCUUUGGCAGAUGAUGCCCGACAUGUGGUCGGUCGAGAUGGUGGUGGGCGGAAGUAAGGUGCACGCCGCCAGCAACGGUAAGAUUGUGUGGCGGCACACCUCCUGGCUCGGCUCCCACCUCGCCAAAGGCCCUGUUCGUCCCCUGCGUCGCGCUCUCCAGGGGUUGGAUCCAAUUUCAAUUGCGAGGCUGUUUGCAGAUGGGCGAUGCAUAGGGGAACGGAGAAUUGGAGAAGAAGAGUGCUUCAUAUUGAAGCUGGCAGCCACUGCAUCGAGUUUAGCAGAGAGAAAUGACGGCGCUGCAGAGGUGAUAAAGCAUGUACUGCUGGGUUAUUUCAGCCAGAGAACAGGGCUUCUGGUAUUGAUAGAGGAUUCCCACCUGACAAGAAUUCAAGCAGUAGGGGCAGGUGCAGUGUACUGGGAAACGAGCAUAGCCAGCAGCAUAGGAGAUUACAGAGCGGUGGAUGGGGUGAUGAUUGCUCAUUCGGGCAGGUCAGUUGUCACUCUCUUCAGAUUUGGAGAUGUGAGCACCGCCCACACAAAAACUCGAAUGGAAGAAACAUGGAUUAUAGAAGACAUUGUGUUCAAUGUGCCUGGGCUUUCCAUGGACGGCUUCAUUCCUCCUGCAGAUGUCAUCAACGCUUCAGAUUCCUGUAACAUCCUCCAUCAAACCUCACUAUUUCUUGGACGCUAACCAUUUUUUCCCAACGCCUGCUUCAUCGGUAAUGCUGAAGCUCACAGUAUACUACCUGCAAGAAAUUUGAGUGUUCUCUGAUAAUUAUAACAAGUUUGAGGCUAAGGCCUGCCUACAAUUGACAUCUGGAGCUUUUGGAAUGUGAAGUUCUUUUUGAGCAUUUUUUUAAACAUUAAUCUGACUACUUGCAGUAGUUUUUGCUUAGGAUGCAAGUUUACGAUUUCGAAGCUUAAAUUGGAAGCCCAUUUGGAGGCAGUGAUGGCUUACCAGCUGCAAGGUAGUUUAUAUAAUUGCAGAGCUUGUUUGUAUGGAAAAUUUUAAGCAUUUGUAAAAAUUUCAGGGUAUCCUCUGGCUGCGGGUAGGCAAUAGCCUUUUCCGGUUACCAUAACGUUGUGCAUUAAAAAUUAGAAUGAAA
This is a messenger RNA of Cryptomeria japonica (Japanese cedar), 2087 nucleotides long. RefSeq lists its product as uncharacterized. The record is from RefSeq and is a predicted model, not a curated record. Bases 455 to 1672 code for a protein of 405 amino acids. The transcript has 3 exons. Lineage: Eukaryota; Viridiplantae; Streptophyta; Pinopsida; Cupressales; Cupressaceae.